Molecule: messenger RNA, 1092 nt
Organism: Eptesicus fuscus (big brown bat)
Lineage: Eukaryota; Metazoa; Chordata; Mammalia; Chiroptera; Vespertilionidae
Gene: CD28
Product: CD28 molecule
Exons: 4
Coding region: 56-676 (206 amino acids)
Biological process (GO): T cell costimulation; T cell receptor signaling pathway; immune response
Cellular component (GO): membrane; external side of plasma membrane
Source: RefSeq, a predicted model, not a curated record
CAGCCUCCAUGUGGUAUUUUAUUUCUCUAUGGUGCUAUGAUAAAGAAAAGGAAAUAUGAAAUACGAAAACAAGAUUUUGGUGAAGCAAUCACCCAUGCUUGUGGUGUACAACAAUGCUGUCAACCUUAGCUGCAAGUAUACCUACAACCUCUUUUCAAAGGAAUUCCGGGCAUCUCUUUAUAAGGGAGCAGAUAGUGCUGUGGAAGUCUGUGUUGUGAAUGGCAACUACUCCCAUCAGCUUCAGUUUCGCUCAAAAACAGGAUUCCACUGUGAUGGGAAAUUGGGCAAUGAAACAGUGACAUUCUACCUCUGGAACUUGUUUGUUAACCAAACAGACAUUUACUUUUGCAAAAUAGAAGUCAUGUAUCCUCCUCCUUACAUAGACAAUGAGAAGAGCAAUGGAACUAUUAUCCAUGUGAAAGAGAAUCAUCAUUGUCCAGCUCACCGAACUCCUGAGUCUUCUAAGCCAUUUUGGGCACUGGUGGUUGCUGUUGGAGUCUUGGCUUUGUAUAGCUUGCUAGUAACAGUGGCUCUUUUUACUUACUGGAUGAAGAGUAAGAGGAACAGGGUCCUUCAGAGUGACUACUUGAACAUGACCCCCCGGAGGCUGGGGCCUACCCGCAGGCACUACCAUCCCUAUGCUCCAUCGAGAGACUUUGCAGCCUACCGCUCCUGACAUGGACCCCUAUCCAGAAGCCAGCCGGCUGACACCUCUUCACCUGCUCAACAUCACUGCUCUGGAUAGGAAAGGACCGCCUCGUCUUCAGCCGGCCACCUCAGGCCCCUGUUGGGCCACAAAUGACAAUUUUUCUUGACUGACUUGACCAAAUAACAUCAUUUUUGAGAAGCUGAAAUGAAGUUAAAGAAUAUUACUAUGGCAGACUAAGUCUUGUAGUGCCACGACCAAAUUUCAACUUGCUAUAUAUUUAUUGACUUGAUUGAGAGGCUAGGGUAGAAAAUAAAAAGUGAGUGAAUUCUGUUAGCCUUAAAAUCUGCUUACAGUUUUACUCCUUUCUUACCCCUCUGCACGUGGUGGUCAAGUAAAGAGUGAUAUUGAAGGACUUUUUACUUUAUUUUUCAAUAUGUUUUUAU